AUGGCCCUUGUUGAACUCGACUCCUCCGAAGUCGACCUGCACUGCACGUCCCCCCUUUCUCUCCCCAUCCCUCUCGCCGUUCCUCUCCUGAGCUACAGCCUCUGGUUGUCCACUCAGCCUCGUGCCAAGCCUUCCCUUCGGCUUCGGGAUUUCUUGCAGGAGCUCUCCGAUGCCUCGCCGCCGUCGAUUCGGCAAGGAUCCUGCGGUGCGGAGGAGGGCGAAUGUGAAGUCUUGGUACCGCCUGAGACGCAGUUAUUCGAUGUGUCGCGUCGAGGAAACUACAUUCCUGCCGUCAAUGAGUCGUAUCAAGAAAAGCCUACCAAACCUCUCGCAGCAGGUGAUGAAAUCGUCACGUGUUUACAGACGACAAGCGAUUCUAUCGAGUCAACGGCCAACGGGGAUGCAAGGGAGGGAAAGGACGCGCAGAGUGGGUCGGCGCGCCCUUCAUGCGACAGCAAAGGCUCGUGCGAUAGCGAGCGAUCGUGCGACAGCGAGGAUUUGUCAAGCGACGACGAAUCGUCAAGCAGUGACGAGUCGUGCAGUGGAUUCUCGUCGUUCGGGAGUGAAGAUUCCUUCGAACUUUCCAAUUCCUCCGCCGCAGGCAGCGGACGAGCUGCCGAGCCGCUGAUUGGCCAAUCAUCGCCGAGCGCCGCGCUGGCUCAACCAAACGACGUUGACUCAUUCAUACCCGCGUUGACUCUCGACGACGACCGACCCUUCAACGCCACUUGGCCGUUCGGGCCGUACAGGUUCCCGCCGGUGUCGCCGGCGCGUGCGACAGGAUCGCCCAGCAAGUCGCCCAACAGCAAGGGGCAGCGGGUUCGGUGGUGCGACGAAGAGGACGGCGGGUCGCUCGUCGAUGUUCGCGAAUUUGAGCGAAGCGACGUGGAGUGGGAGGAUAUUCAUCUGCCGCCCAGGCGACGCAGAUACGACGCGACCGACGAGGAUGACGUGAAAGGGGAGGAGGGGGAAGAGGGGAUGGAUGAGGGUGGAGAGGGCGGUGGAGGUCAACGCUUCACCAAGCCCUUCCAGGGGCAGCGCACGUGUUGGGUGGCGGGGGGUGUUGGGUAG
This is a messenger RNA of Closterium sp. Naga37s-1, 1071 nucleotides long. The record is from the annotation of a GenBank genome assembly. Lineage: Eukaryota; Viridiplantae; Streptophyta; Zygnematophyceae; Desmidiales; Closteriaceae.